AUUAGUUUACUAUUUGAUCAAGUUUUAUUUCAUUCUAGUUCCCAACAAUGCAACUUUUACGUAUUAUUGUUAGAGUAAUUUAAAAUUUAUCGAAAGAAAAAAAGGAAUGGCGCGAUGUCCCUUGUCAUCUGUCAGCUUCAUUCAUUCAUCCAUUGUGCAGAAAAAAUGUGACUUGUCCGCUUUGUAAUUUUGUUUUUAUGUAAUAAGUGCUAGUUGAAUAUUAGAUCCACCCGUUAUUAAAUCCCAUUACAUUAACGAAAGUGUUGAUUACCGUAUUGCAUAAUUAGAACGAUCGUAGUAACAACAGGGCCUGCUUUACAGUUCCCUAAGAAUAUUCCCUCUACAAAGAGCUUGGUGCGGCGUCGGCGAAUGAAAUUCUUAAUUUUCUUGCGCAGUGAUAGUUGAGUGUUUCGUUUGAUGAAGAAAUAAGGGUGUUUGUAAAGUAGUGCAGUGUGAAAGGAAGCAAGGAUGUCGGGCCGGGUAAGGAAGCAGUCGGACUGUCCCGUGGGCAAGCAGGGCCCGAUGCGGGCGACGCUGCCGGUGUCAUCAGUCAUGAAGGGCGGCGGGCUCAAGAAGAACGCCAGCAACAGCCCGACCUUAUCCCCCACUAAUGCGUGGCGCCGGAUAUCACCAGAUCACGCCCUUUCUGGCCAGCGAAGCCCUGGAGCUGUCAAUUACAAAGGCAAGGGUAGAUUUGGUGCCAGUGUCAUUAGGCGCACAGCCUCCCUUGACACUCUGUAUCACAAAGGACAAUGGUCCAGGGACUACUAUCUUCACGCUGGCCAGUUGCAAGUCGACAAGUCCACACAAACUGAUGAUGGAGGUGGAGCCUCAGGUCGUUCUUCACGGAGUUCCGAGGAUGACAAGCUUGACCGCUUCCUGCGCAGUCGCCUGCAAAGACCGCACAAACCAUCUGCAUCUGGAGACUACUCAAGUCAUUCUAUGACUACUGCACUUUGUGGCAGUGUCCCGUUGCGAGCGGCGAGGUCAUCAGUGGAGGGUCUCAAUCAGGAGAUUGAAAGACUUGUGCUCUAUCCAGCCAGUGGCACACAAACUCCACAUCUAGACCGGUUAAGGGAUAAAGUAACACCAGAAGGCCACCGCGCGCCUCUCGCCGAGCUUCUCAGACGUUCAGUGAACACUCAGACACCACAUGAUCUCUGUCACACUGCUCAUUCAUCAGGUGGCAGUGUCUGCUCGUCUCCAGAUCUUGACGGGUCUAAAUUAGGCACGUCGCCGCAGAUAAAUCGCUUUUUGGCUCGUGAACCUCCCGAUGGUUGUGAAAAGGUAAACCUGAAAGCGGGCGAAGGAGCAUUCUCCGAAUCAGUGUCUGUGAUGAAGCCGACGAUACCGGGCUUCACGCUGCGGCCAUCGCUGGGGUCAGCCUUCCAGCCGCUGCAGCCCGCGCCGCCGCCGUCCCCGCCCGCCUCCACCUCGCACUGACUCCCACCCCGACCUGACCACCCGGCGCCGACACCUCACGCGUGCCCAUCUCUCGGACUAGAGGGCUCCUUAUCCACUAAAAUCGACAUUUUAUUAGUUCUACUGAACCCUCUUAUUAUACACGUCCUAUGUUCACUGAAGUUGAAAUUGAACAACUAAUUUCAAUUUCAUGUCUUGACAAAGCUAUUAUUCUAUGCGUACAAAUAAAUCACUUAUGAUUUCUGACUACUAGAAGUUGCAGAAAAAUUCUAGUGGUUAAUUUGUACAUAAACAAUAUAGCAUAGUUUCCCAUAGUACUACUACUAAAUGCAAUAACUAAUUUCUUUAUUACUGAAAAACGUGUUAGUGGCAUCCAAAGUUUUAUCACCUAUUCAUAAUACACAUCUUUAAUUAAUCUGUUGUGACAAUAAUAAACAUUCUUUAAAUUUAUUGUGACGAAAUUACGAUGUCCUUUGAUACACAAAGUAUUGAAUGUUUGUCAAUUUCCAUCAAAUUUCGAGUGAGAGUAAGAAAUAGGAUUAUCCCAGUACAUUUGAUCCGUUUUAGACUUGCAAUAUUAAUUUGCACAAAAUACUUUGACAAACUGAAAGCAACCAAAGCAAUUUAAUCGCAGCAUUAGAUUCACUAACGAAGCCAAACAUAUGGCAAAAAAUAUUUCAUAUUAAAUACGAGUACCUAUAUAUUAUGUGUUAGUUUGCCCUGAUAUUAUUUUAAUGAAUACAUUAGGUAAUGAGGAAGCUAUUUUUCUAAAUUUUUUAUUUAGGUAUAGCACUCACUGCUCCAGCUUAAUUUGUUUACAUGACUGGAUAUAUAUUUGAUCUCAUUUUAUGUAUUAUUUUAAAAUUGUGUACAUAACACAUGUUGCAAACAUAGAAUGUAAAAGUGUUGUAGAAUUAAUUUUCAACAUACAUAAGUUUUUGUUAAUUUUAAUAAUUGAAGAAGAUAUGUAAAUUACUUCGGACCAAAAUUCUGAAAGGGCCAGAUUGUCUUAUUUGUGGUUAUGGAUAUAUCGGUUGCUAGAACGAUUUUCUAAUGCAAAAGAGCUUUAACUUGUGGGAUUUGAUAAAGAAAAUGUAACUAAGGAAGAAAAUAGACUGAAUUUUUAAACUUUACUCAUACUUUGAUACAGGUAACUUGACAUUAUUCGUUAUGUAGUGUAGAGUACUAUAAAGUGCCUAUUAUGGACAUGCUUCUUUGUUUACUCUUCAAUUAUGAUUUUUGGAACUGGUAGUACAUAAUUAUUUUUGUUUCUGAAACCUUAACUUUGAUGUGUUUAGUCAGUAUCUGUAUCAGGUACAUGAGGCGUUUGUUUAUGUAAUGUUCGUUUAGGGAAGUUUGGACCGCACUCGUUGGAUUUCUCAUUUUGGCCAAAAUGCAUUUUUAUCAUCGAGACUGAUAAUGUAGUAUGUUGACAACUUACACAUAAACAUAGUUAGAUCUGCUUUUGGACAUACGCAAUUAUUUUUUAAAACCUUUUUUAAAAUUCGACGGCAAAUAUAUAUAUUUUGGAUGGCUCACCUUUGGGAAUAUAUAGUAUUUAAAAUCUUAUCAUUGCUCAAACAAAAUUUUUAUUAAGAGCCGAACAGUUGCUGAUGUAACUUAGUACCUAUUGAUUAUAUUGGUUAUUCAAUAAACAAAUGUGAUAAUGUAAGAGAAACGGUCGAAUCUGAAUGUUGAUCGUGGCUUGACGACUUUCGAUACUGGUAUGUACUAGUGCUUGUCCAUGUGUUAACAUGUUGCACCAGUAUCCAAGUUGUGAAGAAUUAUCGAAGGUGCUGCAUAGUGACUAUAAGUGUGUACAGACUAACCGACUUGUGACAAAGGAGGCAGGGUGUUUGGGAUGCGAUUAUAUUGUGUAAGCGAUCGCACUUGGCGGCAGAAUUCAUUUUCGAAUUGACUGCGAAUGUGACAAACGAAACCAGUAUCUGACGCUAUGAAGAAGAAUGUUUUGGAAAUGUACAAAAGUAUUUUCAUCAUUCAUUUCAACAUUAUAUCUAUAUGUUGUAAAAAUGCCACUACAGUCGUUAAUGAUUUGACAGUUUUGAUAGUGAUUAAAUAUAUUGUGCAAAACAUUACCAUGGAAGAACCGAGCCAAUAUUUAAAAUCCGGAUUUCUGUGUAAAAUGUUUCUGAAAUAAGUGCAAUAUAUAGCUGUAAUUCGAAUAAAAUAUACAAGCAAAGAAUUUACGAUGUAAAUUUUGAGGGUGAUAUGUAUAUUUAAUUUCUCGUAAUUCUCUUCAUGGAUCCACAUUUUCAGUUGCUUGAUCAUUGUUGUAAAAACACAUUUUCUGUAAAGUAAGCUUUAUGAUUAUGUUCGCAUUGCUUCCUAACAGCUUCCAUGUCGCUUCUAGACUCCCCACAGUUGGAAUCCAAAACAAUAUUAUGCUUUACUAAUAAUAGACUUAUGUCACAGGUCCAGGUUGUAAUUUAGGAUUUAUAUAAGCCUCUCCCAAUGUCGUUACCUAAUUUAAGGUUUAGUAAGUUUUAGUAAAGGACCCGAAAAAUUAUUAGCUGUUAAUAAAUGUGUGCUAUAAAAUGGUCCCCUUACUGUUUAAUUUAAAGUAACCACUGGGAUGUGGACAGAGGUUCCUAAAUAAAGAUGUUUACAUUGCCACCAUUAUUAUUUAGACUGCCGGUACGAGCUCAGUAUUCCGAAGAACAUCUUUAUUUAUGGACUGAAAUGUUUUUAAAGUACAUAAAGAUAUUUUUAUAUGUUCAGGGUAGGAGAAGGGUGAGUUGUACCAUAAAAGUAACUUGGCUAGGACCUUAGAUUUGAUAGUUCUUUUAUAGAUGGUUAAUAUUAUUUUAAAGUUUGCUUGAUAAGUUUGUAAUUUUUAUUAAUACAAUAUUAGAUUAAAUACUAACAUUUAAACUAAACCAAAAGUGCCCAUUGAGAUAAGUUUAUAAUUCAAGCAAGCCUUUUGUUCGGCAUUUUGUUAAAAAUAAUGUUUAGGCAACAAAAUUAGAAAUUAAGAAAAAUUAUCGAAGGAUUGUUGAGUUUUAAGUUAUCUAAAAUUGUUGAGGUUUAUUGAUAUAAAAAUUCCUUUAGUUUUUUUACAAAUAAUGUUCAACAAAGGGCUUGUUUAGUUAGAGGCAUUAAUUAACAUCAAUAUUAAUAGUAUCUACUUUUAAGUAAUAAUAAGAAUGGUUUUAUUAUAGUUUUGUUUCAGAGAAGAAAUUCUAAUUACUAUUUUUGUUUCCAAUAUUUUAUCACUUUUAUCUGUUUUCACUGUAAUGUAUCUUGCUGUAUUGCAGACAUAUCCAAUAUACAGACUGAUUUAAAA
Messenger RNA from Helicoverpa zea (corn earworm), 4726 nucleotides. RefSeq names its product protein FAM117B-like. Lineage: Eukaryota; Metazoa; Arthropoda; Insecta; Lepidoptera; Noctuidae. The transcript has 7 exons. The coding region runs from base 469 to 1443 and encodes 324 amino acids. The record is from RefSeq and is a predicted model, not a curated record.